Molecule: messenger RNA, 1800 nt
Organism: Drosophila hydei
Lineage: Eukaryota; Metazoa; Arthropoda; Insecta; Diptera; Drosophilidae
Gene: Regnase-1
Product: probable ribonuclease ZC3H12C
Exons: 1
Coding region: 140-1759 (539 amino acids)
Cellular component (GO): cytoplasmic ribonucleoprotein granule; nucleus
Molecular function (GO): RNA endonuclease activity; mRNA binding; metal ion binding
Source: RefSeq, a predicted model, not a curated record
UCUGUUCGGCAGCAACAACAAAAUGUAAUAAGACGGAACUUGUUGCAAAAGUCGCCAAAAAUUGCUUAAAAAAUAAGAAGGGCACGAUAUAGGCGAACAACAUACGACAACAGUGGUUCGUAGAGGCUUAGCAAACUAAAUGCGCAUUAAAAUGGAUUGUGAAGUGCCUGAGCAACAAAAACAGCACCAACACCAGCAACAACAACAACAACAGCAUCAACAACAACAACAAAACGCCAACAAGUCUGCGAGAAAGCCACAGACGUCGCAGCAGCAUCAGGAAAGCAGCGACGAUGAUGACUUGAGCAACGCGGAGCGCAAGAAUCUGGAAUUUGCACAAAAAUUGGGCUACAGUGAGCAGUCCAUACAUACGGCGCUAACGCGUCUGGGUUCAGAGGCUAAACAAAAUGAUCUGCUGGCAGAGCUUAUCAAACUAACGGCAGAUGCGCCACGGCCAACAGUCACCAACAGCAACAGCAAUAACAACAAUCAUGUGCCAAUCCCUGCUAGCAGCGGAAGCGGGUCACUGCGCCACAUCGUCAUCGAUGGUAGCAAUGUGGCCCUCUCGCACGGUAAUCACAGUAUCUUUAGCUGCCGCGGAAUACGGAUCUGUGUGGACUGGUUCCGGCAACGCGGCCAUCGUCACAUCACAGCUUUUGUGCCCAAUUGGCGCAAGGAGCUGGCCAACAACAAUAUAACUGAACAGGAAAUUCUUUAUGAGCUGGAACAAGAAAGGAUGUUGGUAUUUACACCAUCGCGGCAUUUGGAUGGUAAGCGCGUUUCAUGCUAUGAUGAUCGCUUCAUACUCAAGCUGGCGGUGGAAACGGAUGGUAUUGUGGUGUCCAAUGACAAUUAUCGCGAUUUGCUUUUGGAGAGCAACGAGUUCCGCCGCGUUAUCCAGGAUCGCCUGCUAAUGUACUCCUUUGUGGAUGACAUCUUUAUGCCGCCCGAUGAUCCACUGGGUCGAUCCGGGCCCAACCUGGACAUGUUCUUGCGCACACAGAGCCAGCAAAAGAUGACGGACGCACAGCAACAAUUAUGUCCGUACGGUAAGAAAUGCACAUACGGUCAGAAGUGUAAAUUUCGACAUCAAACGACGCAGCUGCAGCGCCUGCCACUUCAAGUCUCGCAUAGUGCUCCACUUCACAGCAAUGGCGGACAGCAGCUAUUGUCUACCAGUGGCAGCAGCAGCAAUAAUGCAAAAAUGGCGGCUUUGGCUCGUACAAAAUCGAAUACAAUUGACAAAAUCUCACAGCAGCAACAACAACAACAGCUUUGUCAUUCCUUCAACAACCAGAUGGAGCUGGGCAGCAAUAGCUGCGAUGUAGAGCCGGCGCAGCAGCUGAAUCGCCACAAGAAGCUGCAAAGGCAGGCACCGUCCCCAUCCUUUCGGCUACUGGCGCCCACAUACAGCGCACCACAUCAGCAGCAGCAACAAUUGGUUAACAAGAAAAAUAUCAAUGGCAAUUAUCAACAUCAGUAUCUGACUCGCACACCCUCCGAACCAUUGACGGAUCAACACCAGGCCUCCAAGCUGUCCAUUCCCGCUCACAAUUUAGCACAUUUGUCAGCAUCCGAUUCGCGUAUCAACGAGGACAUUCACCAUACAAAACGUGAGGAGCAGCGCAAUAUGUUGCGGUAUCAUUUGAACAGUCUAUUUCCGCAGCAUCAGGUGCACGCAGUGCUGCAGCUGUAUCCUGAUGAGACCGAUGCGAAGACAAUCUGUGCAGCAAUACUUAAUUUAUUUCCGCAUAAUUAGACUAAAACUUAGGCUAGACGCAAUCUUCACAAUUAAGCUGC